Molecule: messenger RNA, 1587 nt
Organism: Eufriesea mexicana
Lineage: Eukaryota; Metazoa; Arthropoda; Insecta; Hymenoptera; Apidae
Product: putative serine protease K12H4.7
Exons: 10
Coding region: 21-1460 (479 amino acids)
Biological process (GO): proteolysis
Molecular function (GO): dipeptidyl-peptidase activity; serine-type exopeptidase activity
Source: RefSeq, a predicted model, not a curated record
UAUCAUUUGGAAAAUUCAAUAUGAUUUUCUUAAACCUUUUCUUGUUAUUGUGUUUUACUUGUCGCCUUGGGCAUGGCGUUGGGCUUCAUGGGUUUCAUUUUCGUGGCUUAGAAGAACCACGAUCUUUGAACAAAGCAAAUCCCGAAAAUAUAACCGAAUCAUGGAUCGUACAGUAUGUCGAUCAUUUCAAUCCCCGGGACAAUCGCACGUGGUCAAUGCGAUAUCUUGAAAAUUCAAGAUUUUUUAAAAAAAAUGGACCGAUUUUGAUCAUGAUCGGAGGAGAAUGGGCAAUAAAUAGAGGUUUCUUGGAAGCUGGUUUAAUGUACGAGAUCGCCUCUUCUCAUAACGCGCAAAUGUAUUAUACCGAGCAUCGAUUUUACGGCAAAAGUAAACCAACUGAAGAUACAAGUUCAGAAAAUUUGCAGUAUCUAAGCGUAGAUCAAGCACUGGAAGAUAUAGCGUAUUUUAUCAAAACAAAGAAAAGGCAAGAAAGGUUUAAGAAUAGCACUGUCAUUGUUUUUGGUGGAUCUUAUGCUGGAAGUGUUGCAACUUGGGCCAGGCUUAAAUAUCCUCAUCUCAUCCAGGGUGCACUGGCUAGUAGUGCUCCAGUUCUCGCUAAAGCUGAUUUUUAUGAAUAUUACGAAGUCGUGACCGAAUCACUGCGUAAGUACAGCCAAAAAUGUGUCGAUGAAAUUGAAGCUGCAUUCGUUGAAGUCGAAGAAUUAUUAAUCACUGAAGGUGGCCCGGAAAAAUUGAAAAAAUGGUUCAACUUGUGCGACGUUCCAGUUGCAAGAUAUUUCGACGAUGAGGGACAUCUAGAGAACCUUUUAGCUGAGGAAUUUGCUAGCAUUGUUCAAUACAAUAAAGUGGAAAACGGUCAAACAAAAAUCGCCGCUUGCUGUAAGAACAUGACUGCUUCGUAUUUAGGUAGUCCUCUUCAAAGAUUGGCGCAUUUGGUUUCAAGCAAAGAUAAAUGUUUGAAAAAUAAUUACAAUAAGUUUGUCAAAUUAUAUCAAAAUCAUACAUGGGAUGCUCAGCCUGAUAUAAUGAGGCAAUGGUACUACCAGACAUGCACGGAAUACGGUUAUUACCAAACGUCGAAUUCAAAGAAUUCAAUAUUUGGAACGUUAUUUCCAUUACGAUAUUUUACAGAUAUUUGCCGCGAUUUAUACGGAAAUUAUUAUGAUCGCAUAUUUUUGAACACCAGAAUUGAAAGAACAAACAUAAUGUACGGUGGCAUACGGCCAGAUUUGAGAAACGUAAUUUUUACCAACGGAGACGUUGAUCCGUGGCAUGCUUUAUCUGUUCUUCAAGAUCUAAAUACACAUUCACCUGCCAUACUUAUCAAAGGAUCUUCACACUGUCGUGAUUUGUAUAGCGAUUCAGAUACGGAUGUUGAAGAUCUUAUUCAAGCUAGAGCUAAAGUACGCAAGAUUAUUGGAACCUGGAUUUCUUCUUAAGUUCGAUGCCGUAUUCAUCGUUAAAAAACAAAAGGGCAUAAAAUGAGUAUAUUAUCCACGUCGGAAUAUGUAAUUAAGUUUCGCAAGAGCAAUCACGGGAGACGUGGUUAAACCGAGAUUACCUGGU